Lecanosticta acicola is the source of this 978-nucleotide messenger RNA. The record is from the annotation of a GenBank genome assembly. NCBI's taxonomy places the organism in Eukaryota, Fungi, Ascomycota, Dothideomycetes, Mycosphaerellales, Mycosphaerellaceae.
AUGGAACAGCUACGAGAACUGGGCACCGCAAUCAAGGACAUCAUCGGCCCGACGAUGAAGACAUACGAGCCUCUGCUCCUCAAGAAUGCCGACCACAUCCGAUCCAUCCAAAAGGACAAGACAACUCACACCUACGGCCCACACGAACGCCAGCAACUCGACGUCUAUCCAGCACCAAAUGCAAGUCUCAUCAACGGCAGACACCCGGUCCUGAUGUUCUUCUACGGUGGCGGGCUCGUCUCAGGCAACAAGACCUUACCAGGCUACGCCGGAGACCUAUGCCACGCCAACAUCGCAUCCUUCUUCGGCCAGAAAUACGGCUACACGACCGUCAUCCCUGACUAUCGUCUGGUCAAUGCGCACGACGCAAAGUUUCCAUCCGGUGGCGAAGAUGUAGCUUUGUCGGUGGAGUGGGUCUUCGAGAAUGCCGGCAUGUUUGGCCCAGAGCCGAUCGAUCUCUUCCUCAUGGGCAACUCGGCGGGCGGAAUCCAUUGUAGCACAUUCCUUCUCCACCCAGAUUUCCAAUCGACAAGGCAGAAGCUACUCGGUGGGAACGGAACCAGGCUGAGAGGCUGUACCCUCCUCUCUGUCCCUUUCGAAUUCAGUCAAUCAGAUGCAAGCAGAGCAGAAGUCCUGCGGACCUAUUUUGGUGAUGCACAGCAGAACUCGCCUCUGGGUCUCCUCAGGACCGCCCGUGAAAAUCAAACCCUGGAUUUCUUGGACUCUGGCUUGCGAGUGUUCGUCCUGAACGGUGAACUGGAUCCCGUCAAUGAGAUAAUGAAACCCCGAGACGACUUUGUUCAAGAAUGGCUUGCGAUUGGUACCGUUCAGAGCCGUACGUCCCUGGCAGUUGACAUGAUGCCGGGUCAGAACCACAUCAGUCCCUUCUGCAGCCUUGGCACAGGCUUGGAACAGGAGGAAGCUUGGGGAUAUCAAGUUGCAGCUUUCUGUGACAGCAUCAGGAAGUUUGCACCGUGA